Messenger RNA from Ordospora colligata OC4, 3408 nucleotides. Its product is annotated as subunit IKAP of IkappaB kinase complex. The coding region runs from base 1 to 3408 and encodes 1135 amino acids. NCBI's taxonomy places the organism in Eukaryota, Fungi, Microsporidia, Ordosporidae. Gene Ontology annotation, molecular function: tRNA binding. Gene Ontology annotation, cellular component: cytosol; elongator holoenzyme complex. The transcript has a single exon. The record is from RefSeq and is a predicted model, not a curated record. Gene Ontology annotation, biological process: tRNA wobble base 5-methoxycarbonylmethyl-2-thiouridinylation.
AUGGAUAAUUUUUUUAUUCGCCAUAUACAAAGAACAUGCAUUGAUACUGAAGAAUGGAUGUAUAGCAAAGAAUAUAUGAUAAAGAAUGGUGUUAUAUACGACUGUGUAUUUAAAAAGGUUCUUGAUGUUCCGUUUGUUGUGAAGUAUUUCCAUGCGUUGACAUUUGAGUAUUUAUUGGUCGAUGAGUUAGACACAAUAUACCUUGCAAACAAAAACACACUUGAAAUACAAGAGAUUGGAAAGGUAAAUGAUGGAAUUGUGCUUUUGAGUAUUUCUAGGGACGAAAAAUGGUGUGUAAUCGUGACACAUGAAGAAAUACUUCUAUUUGACACAUACAUUGAGUUCAAGAAGUCUGUUAAAGUAGAUUAUGAUGGAUUGAUUGCAAUUGAAUGGACGGACCGUGAUGAUUUUGCAUUGUUAACUACAAAAAGAGUGUUUUUCUAUGACAUAUCAUUGAAUAUAAUUGGAAAAAGCAAGGAAAGAGAAUACUCAGGAAUAGCAUGGAGGGCGAAGUACAAUAUUUUUGGAUGUUCAUGCACAGAAGGCAUUGUUUUUAUUGAGCCGAACGGACUUGAUCAUGGAGAUGCCAUUGAGGAAGUUUGUGAUGAGAUUGCAUUUCUUGAAGAUCUUGAUGUGCUUCUGACAAUGAAGCAAGUACCUGAGGGAUUAGCCUUGAAGGUGCUCUAUACGAAAAAUUUCUGUUGGUAUCGAAAGGCUUCAAUCGUUGUGCCUGGGCGGUUUGUUUGUGUGGAGCAAAAUGUAGUGCUAUUCAAGGACAAUGAAUGCAUUACAAGAGCGUACAUAUUUGGUGAAAAGACACAUUUCGAAUCUGAAUACUAUGUGAUUGAUGGAAUGAAUGUGCUGUACACUGACUUUUCCAAAAGGAUAAUCCCUCCGCCUUUGUUUUCAAGGAAGAUUGUGUGUGAUAAUGAAGUAAUUGAUGUAUUUGCAUAUAAAAACAGAGGAGUGAUAUUACAGAAGAGUAAAGCCAUAAUAUUCAGUGUUUCUGAAGAGGAAUAUAAAGAAGACAGAGUAUUUUUACUGAAUAAGAGAUUUGAUUCAGUAAUUGUUUUAGAUGGAUUUGUGGUGUUGAAGUGCGGUAGUGAGUUUGUUUUCAAGUCAACUGAUGAGGAAUAUGAUAUAACGGUUGAUUUAGUAAAUAAUAAAACAAAAGUAAUUGAAUGCAAAAGGAUUCAAAGGAUUGUAGAAUAUCUAGAACUGGUGUUGAAUGAAUAUGGAAACCUGAAUAUAGUAAAGAUGUAUAAUUUCAAUGAAAAGCUGUGUAUGGUGCUUGAUAAUGGAAGGAUUAUCUAUGAUGGAAAAGCCGAAAAGACUAUUAUAGAUAUAAGAAUGCGAUUUGAAGUUGGAGUUGAUAAUAACGGAACAAUUAUCGUUCAUAAUGGAUCAACAAUGUCGCAUAAUGGAGUUUUAGAACAGGGUGUUGAUUCUUUUGUAUUAGGAGAGUAUGGAAUGGCGAUAACGAUGGAUAGAGUAUGUAAGAUAACUUGUGGGUCGAAUGAAAGUACAUUUGAAGUUGAUCAAGGAUUGAAGCUGUUGUGCAUGCCUAAGCCAAAGCUGAUUGGAGAGACAAGACAUGGGACUCUUGAAACCUUUAUGCCGUUGGUAUACAACCUGGCAAGCGUGGAGAAGAUGAUAGAAUCAGGAGAGUAUGAGGAGGUUAUUAUGAAGUGUCGUAGACGUGUUUUUCCUUUUUCUAUGCUACCGAGUCAUGAUAUUGAUGUUAGAAAGUUUGUCUUAUGCACAACAAAUAGCGAUUUGGCGAGUUUUUUUAAUGAGGUCUUGGGAAGAAUGAAUGGUUUUGAGCUUCUAUUGGAGAAUGAAAAGAUCAGAAGAUUGCGAAGAGUAGUUAGCUGUGAUGCAGUUGUUGAAUUUUGGAGAGAGAUAAUGCAUGAUGGUCUGGGAUUAGGUAUGGGAAGAGGAAAUCUUGAUAGACAUCUUCAUCUUCGAGCACACUUUGAGGAGAUGAUCUGCAAUGAUGGAGCCAUUCUAAUGAGUUCCAUAGGACAUUUGAUUGGAGAGCCGUGUGAUUAUCCUUUUAAUUGUAGAGGAAGUGAGAUUGAAAGCAAAGGAGAUAUAUGUGGCAAAAAUGCAGGUGCUUUUUUGAAUGAACUUCUGUCUGCUCUGAAUCUGGAGUAUAAUUUUGAGUUUGUUAUUUUUUUGCUAGUCAAGAUGAAAAGAAUGGAUUUAGCAUUUAGAGUUGCAAAGCACAACAUUAAAAAAGGUGUAGAGUAUAUGUUGACGAUUACCACUGUAAAAAGUGUGGUUGAGUAUGCGAUGAAAACUUGUGAUGAAGAUUUAGUUGUUGAUGUGAUGAAGAUAUGUAAGAAGGAUGCAUCAGAUGUUAUUGAUGUGAUACGUGGAGACUCCAUAGAAGCGCAGUUAUUCAAAGUAAACGAAUACUUUGAAAGUAGAGCAGAUGCUUUUUAUCAUUUUAGCAGAUACGGAACUGAGCAUUUAGAAAAAGAAUACAUCAAGAAGCAUCAGUUGAUAGAUGAGGCAUCGAUGUACGAGGCGUGUGGAAUAAGUAAUAAGAGGUCUGGCUUUUAUUAUGAGAUUUGUGCAGAGAUGUGCAGUGCGAAGAAUGGAUUUACACUUUUUUUAAUGGCAAAUAAUUUGAAGAUGGGUCUUGAUACUGCCGUGAACAAUUUGUUUUGGAGAGAGGCAAUAUUGAUAUACAAGCAUAUGGUGAAUGUGAAUGAAUCUAGUAGUACAUCCGAUUUGAAUGAAAUUAAUGUCAGAUAUGGAUUGAAUGAAGAAGCGUUUUACGAAAUGCUUGUGAAGCGAUUGAUAGAUUCAGGUAUGCAUUUUGAGGCAGGUCAACUGAUUGAAGAAUUUAUAGGCGAUAAGCCAAGAGCAUUUGAGGAGUAUGUAAGAGGCAAAAGGAUGCAAGAUGCAUAUAGAGUAUGCACAAACACUGAAGAUAUCAAAAAGGAGGCGCGAAAAUGCCUUUUAGAAAGACUAUUAGAUCUUGAGGACAUAAAAGAGUCGUUUGCAAAGUAUAGUGGCAGAUUCAGGUGUAUUGAAGAGCGAAUGGAUGACGAGCUAUUGAGCGAUACAUCAUUUAGCUACACCGAAGAAGGAGGUGGAAGCAGAAGUAGAAAGCUUAAGAGUAGACCUGGCGGAAGAUAUGAAAAGGAAUUUGUGAUGAAUAAGAUCCGAGAGAUUGCACUUGAACUAAUGAAAUGGAGGGACAAUACUGAGGAUCUUAUUGUUAUAUUCAAAAGAUUUGAUAUGAAUGAUUGCAUAGAAGCCCAUGAUGGUUUGUUUAUUGAAUUAAGAAAGACCAUUGCAUCAGAAAUAGAAGUAAUAUUCGAAGACAAUAAAAAGCAGCUCUAUGAUAAAAACCGACCGAUUGUUGAAAAGCCCGACAUGAGCAAGUGGACAUAA